Molecule: messenger RNA, 1065 nt
Organism: Impatiens glandulifera
Lineage: Eukaryota; Viridiplantae; Streptophyta; Magnoliopsida; Ericales; Balsaminaceae
Exons: 3
Coding region: 1-1065 (354 amino acids)
Source: RefSeq, a predicted model, not a curated record
AUGCAUGAGGACUCUCCGGUGCAAGGAGACAAUGAAACUCAAACGGUCCCACAAACUGAAAUCAUUCCGAAAGCCGAGGAUCCUAUCUCAGAAGAAGAAGAAGAGGAAAUGUUCCAAAAGCUCAUUCAAGAUAUGAACAGGGAAGCUGAAGACCUGGACACGUCUUACCAUCUAUGGGUCAGGUUGCGCUGUGAAACGAAGCUAUCAGACAUGAUCCCUGACUUCAGCGGAAAUGAGUAUUCGGAGAAACUCGUGGCUCUAGAAGUUGAGGCUCUCAAGGUAACCGGCACCGACGUUAUUCAAGCCACAUACGCUAAAACCAUGGUAAUGGAAGAGUACGCAAAGCUGCAAGCAGUAACUGAUGCCAUGAAGAAGGCUGAAGGAGCUAUACUAACUUCGAUAGAAUUAAGAAUGCUUAAGCGGUUUAUGAAAGUGCAGAAUGAUCUUACUCAAAAGGUUGACCAGCUAGAGGCAGAAUGGAAAGAGGAGUGCAAAACUGUUUUAACACAUGUCGAUCAAUUUCGGAGCAAACCUAUUUUUAACACAGGGGAGUCAUCUAAGACAGCAGAAAACCGGAGCAAUGAUAAGAUUGCAACCGUUGAAGCAAAUUUGACCGAAACAGUCCGGGCAUCCAUCCACUCCGAGAUCGCCGAAGCCGCUCAAACAUCGAUCAAGUCGAUGAUCGCUGAAACCGUUCAAACAUCAAUCAAGUCGAUGAUCGCCAAAUCCAUUCGUGCUGAUGCCGAAACAGCAAGGAGACUUCAAGAUGAAGAUGAGCAAAGGGAACGGUUAAGAAAGGAAAUUGAAGACAGAGAUCAUGAGCUGGCUAAGCAAUACGAUGAUAAAGAAAAGGCCGCUCAACCAGAAUCCUCAUCAGCUCAAGGCUCUCACUCAAUGAAAACGAGGAACAAGAACAAACGUAAGGCGGUUCUGACUCUAUUGAAGCAGGUGGAACGAAGCGGUCUAGAAGAGUUCCAACCGGUCGGACAAUAUGAACAACCUCUGGAUGAAGAAGAAGAAGAAGAUGCUGCACAACUCAAAUCAGCGAAAGAAGAAAGCAGUUGA